Messenger RNA from Epithele typhae, 2634 nucleotides. RefSeq lists its product as uncharacterized. Gene Ontology annotation, molecular function: metal ion binding. NCBI's taxonomy places the organism in Eukaryota, Fungi, Basidiomycota, Agaricomycetes, Polyporales, Epitheliaceae. The coding region runs from base 1 to 2634 and encodes 877 amino acids. The transcript is spliced from 6 exons. The record is from RefSeq and is a predicted model, not a curated record.
AUGGCCGCUACCCUGGGCCCCCACUCGAUCGCGUUCCUCCGCCCCGCCUCCAGCCUCAGCUCCCUCUCCGACUCGGUCACUGCCAUCCACCACGACCACGACCAUGCCCUUCCGCCCCGUUUCCCGCACACCCGCGCCCAGCUUGCCGCCAUCGCCCGUCUCUACAAGCCUGAUGCGUUCCCAGACAACGACCCGGAUUCGUUUCUUAGCUCGUCCCUCAUCGGACGCGUCGUCGGCCUCCUCGAUGGCGAGUGUGAGGAUGAGCUCAAGGUCCUUCUCAAGGACAUGUUCGGCCCCAUCGGCGACGAAGAUCUUGAGCAGCACGUACUCGACCUCAUGCACAAACAUAGAGAUGACAUAGACAACGUCCCCUUUCUUUUCUUGACUCCCACUCGCCGCCCGAUUUCCCGCCCUUCCUCUCGCGCUUCCACCCAUUCUGCCCGGCUUAUUCCCAAUCGCCCCGAUACACCCAACUCGGCCCCAAGCUCUCCGCUCGCCAUGAUUUUCCGCAGGCCACACACGCCCCUUACUUCGCCUCUUGGUACCUUGGGACAAUCUUCUUCAUACAUUACUGCCCGCAGCGAGUCCCCUGGCGUGUCUCCCAUCAUGACGCACGCUCAAUUCGCCGUCAGUCUUCCGUCUUCUCCACUUUCUUCUCCUCGACUCCUCAAUGCAAAGGCCCACGAGUUCCGGCCCAUACCCCGGCCCCUCUCUGCCGCGUCGUCGAACCCUAGCUCGUUCGCUGCCUUGCGUGGCGACACCCCGUCUCCGGACCUCUGGGCUCCUCCCUCUCGCCCAACCUCCAAGUUGGCGAUCGCCGCCCCUCUCACGCCGGAUAUUUCUCUCCUUCAACGCUCCGCUACCCCGAACUCCUCGCUUCGUUCGUCCAUGCGCAUUGAUGACGAAGACGACGAUCCAUUUGACCCGUUCGCGACUCGGGACCUCCCUCGGUCUUUCCAUCCUAGUAGUUCCGAGGACAUGAUGUGGGGCAACUCUCCUAUUGCGGGGUCGUCUCUAUCAGCAGACGACUCUCUCUUCCCUCAAGUCUUCGGGAGCAUGGACCACAAUGCCCGCUCGCAGGAAGCCCCUCGCCAGAACCAGCAAGAGGAUGUCGACCCCGAGUUUACGGCGAUGCUUACGGACGGUAUGACGCCGUUUGACGUACUCAGCUCUGUCUUUGGUGCAACGCUCGCACCAUCGGAACUGGAAGAAGCCCUGGCCGCCAACGGUUACGAUUUUGAACGCGCGAUGUCUUGGCUUGUGGACCGUUCCAUGGCCAGUCACCCCAAUCCGUCGCAGCCCCGCAUGCAGUCCGUCGGCAAUCGGGUUACACUUGUCCAACGCGAUGGAAACGGAGUGCGCGGAGGGAGAGCGUCGUUCAACGGUCCCCAGGGUCGCAACGGAGGUCGAUUUGUCAAUGGGCGUCCAGCUCAAGGCGGCAAUCGCGUUUGCAGGUACUUCCUUGCCGGCGAGUGUCUGCGCGCGGAUUGCAGGUUCAGCCAUGAUCUCGAAAGAGCGCUGUGUCGCUUCUGGCUUCGGGGCACUUGUGCCAAGGGUGAGAACUGCGAAUUCUUGCAUCACCUUCCUCAGGAGAUAGAUGUCAAUGGCUUGGGUCAUGCCAUGGCUAGAGUCGAUAUUCAUAACGGCUCUCAAGAGCAAGCUCAAAGUACCUCCCUCGAAGAAUUUCCAACUCUUGGCCACUCGACCGCGGCAGGGCAGCAGAACGAUAACAGGCGCGGCGGCUACGGAUAUGGCCGAGGAGAUGCUUCCAGUUACGAUCCAAGCCGCACCAGGUUUGCAGCGGCUGUCAAGAAGGCUCCACCGAACCCGCAACUUCAAACUCCCAAGGACCCGGCUACUCUUGCCGCUCGCAGAGAAGCGAUGGGUGCUUCGGCAGAGCCGUUGCAUCCCAACACAGCCAUUGUCGCGCCCAAACCGUCUCCACGACUCAAACUCCAUUCUCCUACGCUGCUGCCGACGCUCCCGACCGGCGAGUCUGUGAACAACCUGUACAUGGCCUAUCGUCAGAGGGCUCUGCGUCUCGGUGCUGCCCGCAACGCAUGCCUGUCUCGCGCCGCAGAUGCUUGGCGACGUGGCGAUGGAGCGGCUGCAAAGCGUUUCAGCAGGGAAGGUCACGACUUGAACGCGAAAAUGGCGGCGGAGAUGGUCGAAGCCGCAGGCAAGCUCGUUAGAGAGCGUGCUAGACUGGCGGAGCAAGCUGUGCGGGGCCGGGAUGCGAGCUGGUCGGAUGACCCAGGCGAUCGGACGGCUCGUGGACGCAUCUACGGAGCGGGCCUCGGGGUCUGUCUCGGCAUUGCCAGUCAAUCGUCCAGCGGCGAUACUAAGAUGACUCCGGAAGAACGCACCGAAGUUCUCCUCGACCUGCAUGGCUUGCAUGCCGCGGAGGCCACGGAGGUGCUGGAGGAGUUCCUGCUUGCGCUGGAGAGAGAGCUAUUUUAUGGUCUCAGUUACAUCGUUGUCGGCGAAGAAAAGCACACGGGGACUCAAGAUCCUGCUCGGGGUGCAUCUCGGAUGAGGCUCGCGACGGGCGUGCGCGAGUGGCUGCACAUGUGGGGAUACCCCUGGAGCGAGCGCGACGGGGUGGUCUGCGUCGAUCCGUUGACGCACCAGUGA